CGAGAAGGUCUCUCGGGAGGCUGGAUUAGCCACAAGUUGUGGUGAACCAGGGUAAAAUCGGUGUGCCUCUUACUCUUCUCUUUACUUCUCGUUUAUUCAUUUUUUAUUCGCGCAAUUUUUGAUCAAACGCUAUUCACCCCCCCUCCAGCGUUAGUAUCUUAUUCUAACAAUUGGUAUCGGAGCCUAACUCGCGUCCAAACUUAACCGUUUGAGAGUAAAGCGAUCAUGGGCUCUUCUUCUAGAAAUCUCUAUGCAGGAAUUGGAGAAGGUCAAUCAACUUCUAGGCCACCACUCUUUGAUGGCACCAACUACUCUUAUUGGAAGGAACGGAUGAGAAUCUACAUUCGUUCCACCAACUUCCAAUUGUGGUUGGUGAUCAAAAAUGGCGAAGAAAUCCCUAUGAAGAAAGUGGGAGAAACCACGGUCCCAAAGACCAAAAACGAAUUUGAUGCCGAGGACAUCAAGAAGAUUGAAAACUAUGCAAAGGCCAUCAAUAUGCUAUAUUGCACGGUCAACCCCGAUGACUACCAAAAGAUCUCCUGUUGCACAACCGACAAGGAGAUGUGGGACAAGCUUGAAGUGACGUACGAAGGUACCGAUCAAGUUCGCGAAGCCAAGAUCGAUUUUCUCACCCAAGAGUACGAAAUGUUCCGGAUGAAAGAAGGUGAGAAAAUUGAUGACAUGUUCGACCGUUUUUCAAAGAUCAUCAACGACCUCCAUGCUCUCAAAAAGACUUACACCAACAAGGAUCUCGUGAGGAAAAUCCUGCGAAGCCUCACACCCGAAUGGAGGUCAAAAGCCGAUGCAAUCUAUGAAUCCAUUGGAGUCUCCAACGUCACCAUCGAUAGGCUAAGAGCCUCGCCGCCGCCGGUCGCCGCCCAGCCGGUCGCCAAGCCUCCAGUGCCGCCGCUGUGUCCUUCGCCCGUAGCCGUCGCCUCUUUGCCGAUCGACCUCCACUGCCAGCGCCGGUCGCUCGCCGCCGGAAGCCCGCCGCCAUCGUCGCCGUCCAAUUGGAGCAGCCAGCCGCCGGCGUCGCCGCUCACCGCCGCCGUCGAUUGCAGCGCCGCCGCUGCUUCCUUCGCCAGUAGCCGCCACUCAGCGUCGCCGAGCCUCCAGCCGCCGUCGCCGAGCUUCCAGCUGUUGUUUCACCUUCGCCGGUCGUCCGCCUCCAGUCGCUGCCCAGCGCCGCCGACGACGGUUCACCUCGUCGUUCUGCCGGACGUCGCCUCCACUGCCGGCGUCCUUCCCCGCCGUCGAUUGCAGCGCCGCCAGUUGCUGCUCACCGCCGUCGAGUUGCCGCUACGCCACUGUCGCCGGCGUCCGUCACCGACGCCGCAUCCGGCCGCUGCCCCGAGUUGAUAUUGCCUGCAGAUUAACCUCCAGGCCGGAUUGAUUGGUCGAUUUCGCAUUUUGACUCGAUUUGACCCGUUCGUUUGAUUUCGUCGAUUUGCCUUCCGUUCGAGCUAUCGAUUCGAUUUCGACGUAAACCAGGUCCGUACUAUGAAGUUAAUAGCAUUCAGAAUAGAUUUAAUGGUUUGGA
This is a messenger RNA of Cuscuta campestris, 1540 nucleotides long. Lineage: Eukaryota; Viridiplantae; Streptophyta; Magnoliopsida; Solanales; Convolvulaceae. The record is from the annotation of a GenBank genome assembly.